AUGGAUAAAGCUCGAAGUGGCGACCAAAUCGAGUUCAUCCGCUCCGACGGCGGGAUUCCGAAGUCCCCUGUUCCGAAGAUCGACAGCCCUAAAGACAUCUUGAUCAGGACCCAUGCGGCAAGUAUCAACCCAAUCGAUGUCAAGAAAGCCUCUGGUGCUUCAAAAUUGGUUUUUAAAGACAGUUUUCCAUACAAAAUCGGCUAUGACUGCGCCGGCGUCGUUGAGGAAGUCGGAUCCGAUGUAAUUCGCUUCCAGGCCGGCGACGAAGUCUUUGAGCAUGGAGCCAGUAUGCCCAGUCUACAGAAGACUGUCGCCCCGAAACCAGCUGGACUUUCUAUGGAAGAUGCAGCAUCGAUUCCCCUAGCAGCGAUGACUGCGCUGCAAGCUCUCCGACGCUAUCAAGGCACUCUUGAAGGCAAGACAGUCUUUGUUCCGGCUGGAUUAAGUGGCACUGGUUUAUUCGCCUGUCAACUUGCAAAAAAUGUUUUCAAAGCCGGCAAAGUAAUCACCACGGUCUCCACAACCAAAAUUCCCAAAGUCGACGAGCUACUCGGCCAUGGCGUCGUAGACGAGACGCAAUGGCCUAUCUCUCCCCUAAUGCGCCCGGAAACGGGCACGAUUGUGACCAUCUCUAUUUUGACCUCCGGAGAUGUUCUUCAGAACUCAAGCCUUAUGCGCCUAUCGCCUGAUCCAAGGGACAAGGCUACUGUGCCGUUCCCGCUGCGUUGCUCGUUAAAUGUACUUGAUCGGGUCCGUGUGCUGCGGGCUUCGCGGUGGAAGGUUAAGUACUUCUCUAUCUUUCUUGAGCCGAAUGCGAAGGAUCUUGAAAUGGUGAAGGGGUGGGUUGAGAAUGGGAAGGUGAGGACUGUGGUUGGGACAAGGGCUCAUUACAAGGAUGUUGGGGCUGUGAGGGACGCGUGUCAGAAGGUGUUUAAUGGGAAGGGAGGCAUUGGGAAGGCGGUCAUUGUGUUUGACUAA
Penicillium maclennaniae is the source of this 978-nucleotide messenger RNA. RefSeq names its product NADP-dependent oxidoreductase. Bases 1 to 978 code for a protein of 325 amino acids. Lineage: Eukaryota; Fungi; Ascomycota; Eurotiomycetes; Eurotiales; Aspergillaceae. The record is from RefSeq and is a predicted model, not a curated record. Gene Ontology annotation, molecular function: oxidoreductase activity. Gene Ontology annotation, cellular component: mitochondrion. The transcript is spliced from 6 exons.